AUGUUCAACGCACAGAAGAGGGCGCAAAGUGGUGUUUCUGCGCCCCCCUGCCGUCUAAUCUCUCUCAUCUGUCCCCAUCAGCAUUUUCCACAACCAGUGUCAGAAGACAUAAUAAACAAACUUUGGGUUGGCCACGACUCCGUGAAGCUGAUCAAGUUCGCGGACGACACCACCCUCAUUGGACUCAUCUCCAACAACGAUGAGUCCGCCUACAGGAGGGAGGUGGACCGGCUGGUGUCCUGGUGCAGUGGUAACAACCUGGAGCUGAACGCCCAGAAGACAGUGGAGAUGAUUGUGGACUUCAGGAAGAGCACUGUCCCCCCGCCCCCACCCUCCGUGAUGGACUCCCCCAUCACCUCUGUGGAGUCCUUCCGUUUCCUGGGCACCACCAUCACCCAGGACCUCAAGUGGGAGCCGACCAUCAGCUCCCUCAUCAAGAAGGCCCAGCAGAGGAUGUACUUCCUGCGGCUGCUCAGGAAAGCCAAGCUGCCUGCACAGAUGUUGGUGCAGUUCUACACGGCCAUCAUCGAGUCCAUCCUCACCUCCUCCAUCACCGUGUGGUUCGCUGGAGCCACAGUCAGGGACAAACAGAGACUACAGCGCAUUGUGCGCUCUGCAGAGGAAGUGAUCGGCCGCAGCCUUCCAUCGCUGCAGGACCUGCUGGAGCUCACCAACAUUUUAUCUCGCCAGCGAUCACUGGGGCCCGUGUCGCCCAAACGCAUCUAUCGAAACCUGUCCAUCAGACUCCGGGGGGCAGAGGCCGCGAGCGCAGACGCCACAGAGAUGCCCAAACAUUUAAACAAGUCUGUGGAUGCUUACAAGAGCCUGUGGGAGGCUGUGGAGAAUGAGGACACUUUGGCCGUGCAAAACCUGCUGACCAGAGAGCAGGCCAACAGCGGAGGAGGAGGAGGGGGAAGCAUUUGGGAGAAGACCCUCUGGGAAAAGGCUGCGAAGAGGGACAAGGAGUUGGAGCAAGAGAAGGAGAGAGGGGUGAACCGGGUCAGUGACCAGGGUUUGGUCCCACUGGAUGUAGCAGCACUUACCCAUAAUUCACCUCUGCUCCAUGUGCUGACAAAGGCUGGAGCACAUCACAACCCUAUAUUGAAUCGGCCAGCAGAGUGGGCUCUGAAGCUGGACACCCUGGUGACGCUGGCCAGUAAACGUGUGGAGGAAAGGAGGAAAGAGAUGGUCCGGAGGGUGGCUGCUGGACCUCAGGCCCAAGCUGAUAUGCAGCGACAGAUCCGGCUCUGGAGCCUCAGGCUGCAGCUUUACUGUCGUAUGAGAGAGAACUUCAACAACACAGAGCUCCCUGGUCCUCCUUCUCAUGUGUCCAUUCUGGUGACAAGCACAUCGUCGCUGCUGGUAGUAAUCAAAGAACCAGAAGGUCCAGGCUUUGGGCUCAUCACACGUUACCGAGUGGAAUGGAGCACUUCCGAUACAUUCAAACGCAUCAUUGGCUCAGCUCAAGUUAUGGAGACAAAAAACCCAACGUUUUCAAUUCACGGGCUGACAGCAGGAAUACAUUACUUUGUCAGAGUCUGUGCCUAUAAUAUAAAAGGAUGGGGCCCGCCUCAAAGCUCUACCCCGACUAGUGCUGCCCCCUCUAGUUGGCGUGAGUGCGUGGGAGUGAAAUCGCAGUUUCGUAACCACGAGGGCCUUGUAAGGAAGCUCCUUGAAGAUGCCAGAGAACCACAGUACAGAGGAUGCUGCAUAGAGAGCUGUAAGCCCCAGAGCCCCAGCAAGCGCAUGUCGAUGUCUAGAGGCAUUAAACAGCUUUUCCAGUCCGCCACCAAGUUUGUUCGCCUACUCCAGAGAGGUGUCUACCUGGCAGCUGUCUUUCACUACAAGGAGAACAUCCUUGUGACUGCUGAGGAUCAAAUCCCUCUUGUGGAGAUCCAGGGCUGCUCAACGCCCAUCACCCAGGACUUCCUCUGGUUUGCUAAGUUAUCUUGUGCGUGGCAACAGGUUCCGUGGCUGCAGCAGUCCCUCGUCUCAGCUCAUUCAUCUUCCUCCUCCCUCAUUCAGAACAGGCACAACAUUUUAAAAGCAGUUUCACAGCUCCAGUCCUCUCUUGGAAUGAUGGAUUUGGGUCAGGUUUACUAUGAGCCACUCAAAGAUAAACAAGGGAACGUGUUACUGGUCACACUGAAGGACUUCUCCAACCUUCCUAACCCCCCUGACCCACCGCUCCAUUGGAUGCCCUUUGCUCGACUGGAAAAGAACCGCAGCCGGACCCCCCUGCUGCCCGAGCCCACAGCCAUGGAUAUGCUCUACGCACAGGUCAAGGAGAAGCUGUCCUAUCACCGCCACAGCACCCAGUGGGCCCAGCCUGGUCUUUAUGUCGGGAUCCUGAAGCUGUGCAGCUCAGUGGAGCAGAUCCGGGUGCUGGUGCCACAGAGACUCCCCAACCUCCUCUGUCACACCAGGGUCCGGCACAACGCCCACGUCACAAGGGACGAGUGGGCGUGGCUCCAGAGUCAUGUUUACACGACACUCAACGACAGCGUCCAGAACCUUCUGAGCGGAGACGAAGACAACCUGAUGGAGAGCAGCGGCCUGUUGGAGUUCGCCACUUCUCUGAGAGCAGCCAUAACCCAUCUGCUGACAAAGCUCAACAUCCCCCUCUACAUGGCUUAUCAGUACGGCGUCUACACCCGGGAACUUGUGCAGUUUGGAGACAGAUUGUCCUUAUUGCUCCUGUUGCCUCCAAGUGAAGAUUUCAGCUCCAGUUAUUGGCCCUUAGUAGGAACCAAGGAACCUGGUCUGACAAUGCCGCUGCAGAUUUUUGAAAUAGUUCACUUCUGGACAUAUGAGCAUGACUUCCUGUCUCACUACUGCCAGGCCUGGGUGAGACUGGAGCUGGACACUCAUCUGGCCCAGCAGGCUCUGAGGGAGGCUCUGGACACAAAAGAGAUGCUGGAAGCCCGGGAACGCCUAAAUCGCAUAGCUGAACUAGCACAUAGGCUGGACGUCGUGUGGCGUGAUGCGCGGUGGAUCAUGGACUGCCUUCAGUGUGUUCGGUCCAGGCAGUGGGUGGGGGCCGUGCCUCUGGGCUUGGUGAUGGGAGGAGAACCACCACCGCAGCCAGAGGGAGAGGAGGAGAAUCUGACUGGUAGACUGAGGUGGCCGAGGCGGUUAUCACCUCAAAGAACUAUUACAGAAAAUGUGAACGUGACUCCACCAAACAUAGUCUCCGCAGAGGUCCCCGCUCCCACAGGGAUCAUCACAGCUAUCCCAGAAGAGCCCCCUCUGGUGUUAAUGGAAGGUGUUGCAAAGGGAGGAUACCCGGUCGACAUCACCUCUCCAUCCACUGUGGACCUGACCAGCCUGGACCAGCCCGAUUUAAUAUGUGCCAGCACUUUGGUUGAAGCAGGACUGGAGCCUGCAGCUGCGGCUCAACUAGAAGUGGGUUAUCAAGUUUUAAAUGUGGACGUCCCUCUGAGUGACGAGCCGGAGUACGCCUCGAGCAUCACAGACGUCAUCCGACCAAUGGAGAUGGCUGAGCUGGUGGAUAUUAUACCCACUCUCACUCUCAUUGAAGAGCAGAUCCCCAGUGACCCCUCCGGCCCCACUGUCAUGGAGAUGCUUGAAAGCUUUGGGCUAGGGAUCAAUGAAAGUAAUACUAUUUUCAACUUGGAAAAUCCACUUCUAACUAGUGGAGGUGGGUUUGGGUCAGAGUCUAGUAGCAGCCAUGUUGCUCUCAAGGAGAACAUGGAACUUCAUGGUACAGUGAUGCCUCUCGCUGAAGGCGAAGGAAGACCAAUGUACCCCUUAGACUUUGCCUCUGAUGACACCAAGCUGCAGAUGCCCUCAGGGUUUCCUGUAAGAAGCCAGGUGGAGUGGGACAGACCGGCCAACAGUUCGUCCUGA
Messenger RNA from Knipowitschia caucasica, 3870 nucleotides. The record is from the annotation of a GenBank genome assembly. Lineage: Eukaryota; Metazoa; Chordata; Actinopteri; Gobiiformes; Gobiidae.